This is a messenger RNA of Platichthys flesus (European flounder), 1596 nucleotides long. It is a transcript of the gene nmrk1, whose product is annotated as nicotinamide riboside kinase 1. The record is from RefSeq and is a predicted model, not a curated record. Bases 289 to 909 code for a protein of 206 amino acids. NCBI's taxonomy places the organism in Eukaryota, Metazoa, Chordata, Actinopteri, Pleuronectiformes, Pleuronectidae. The transcript has 8 exons. Gene Ontology annotation, cellular component: cytoplasm.
UUCGGUUGUAUCACUAACUUCACUUUUCACUUUACUUUUAUUUUGACUUUGUUUCAUAUAGCGUCUUGAUUUUCUCAACGGGCAGGGUCCUGCGUGACGUGGCAGUGACGUUGCGGCUCCAUCAGCGAAUGAGGAGCGACCUGUAGCGGAACAGAGGGAGCACGGCGCGGAGGAGUUGUGGAGAAGGACGUGCACGAGUUAAAUCUGCACAUAAUCUGUCGAGUAAUCAGGUUUGAUCAGUUUCACAUCCGAGCAACUUUUUGCAGUGAGGAAACACAACGAGCUGAGAUGAAGACUCUGGUGGUGGGAGUGGGAGGGAUGACCAAUGGUGGGAAGUCGACUCUGGCCAAGAGUCUGCACCAGCUCCUACCCACCAGCUGCCUCAUAGCACAGGAUUCAUACUUCAAGGAGGACUCUGUCGUGCCGGUGGACCACAAUGGCUUCAAGCAAUAUGACAUGCUCAGUGCUCUCCACAUGGACACCAUGAUGAGCGACGUCCACUCGUGGCAAAGAGAUCCUGAGUCGUUCCUGAGGCAGCGAGACCUGAACCCAGCGGAGACGACACCGACAGACGUGUAUGUGCUGAUAGUCGAGGGAUUCCUCAUUUUCAACCACAGGCCUCUUAACAAUCUAUUUGACAAAAGAUACUUCCUGGAAAUUCCAUACGACGUCUGCAAGAGGAGACGAAGCUCCCGGGUGUACACCCCUCCUGAUCCUCCCGGUUACUUUGACGGAUAUGUGUGGCCGAUGUACCUGAAGAACCGGCGGGAGAUGGAGAGCAUGGUGUCUGGACUAGUGAUCCUGGAUGGACUGCAGCCAAAAGACGAACUGCUGGACGCCGUGUGUAAAGAUGUUUGUCAGGAAAUGGACAGACUCGGGAGAAAGACAGAACAAGUUGAACUCCUCUGAAGGUGGUGACCUCUGCAGUGGAAAGGACCAAAGCAGUGGAUGAGAAUGAACUGAUGUUGUAGUAUAUGAAGUUCCACAGCUGGAGACUGGAGAGACGCUGCCGGAAUAACAGUUAAACUUCUUUUAAUGGACAGUAUUACUAAGUUAGCAUACACUCUGAAUAUUAGUUUUCUUUAAUGCUGAAUAUGAGACGUACAGGGAACUGAUGUGAUAUGUUACACUUUGUUCGCGUCACAGUUAUAUGUCUUUUAAUAUGUAAGGAUUUGACAUGACACAUAAUUUCUAAAGACUUUCACUAAUAUUUGAAUAUAAUAAAUAAGGGUAAUUUUUGUAUUUUCCAUUAUUUGUCAAAUCCAGGCAAUGAUUUGUAGUCAGAGUCUGUGCCGUAGCGAUCAGGGGACCAAUCGCAACACGGUCUCUGCUGUCAAUCAACAAAUCAAACUUGAUAAUGGUUUGACCCGUACCGCAGCCCGCCACCAGGGAGCGAUCGAGCUGUCAUGUCGUCCAUCUUUAUACACAAUCUCUGGUUAUGUCUCUGUAUGAAUGAGGUCCUUUGUCUCCACCUUGUGGUUGGAUCAGAUACACUGGAGACAAACGCGUGACCCAGUUCUUACUGUUUUUAUUUUUUGUCUGUGACCUGAAAACAAAUAAGUGAAAUUAACAAUAAAAGAAACAUCAUAACUCAAA